GGCUCCUACUACUUCCGCGCGCUGCCCUGCGAGCUCUGCAGGGCGCCGUACCCGGCGUACUGCCGGUCCGAGGAGCGCGGCCGGGAGCCCUUGGUCGAGGUGCCCAGAUGCGAGGGGCCCUUCGUGGUUCUCGAGAACAUGAUGCGCGACGCCCAGCAGCACGUCGGGUGCAGUCAUCGAGAAUGCAAUGCAGCUGGUGCGCCGCACCGUCGGGAGAGUCACCACCAAUGGAGCCGGGGCCUCCACGUGCUCUCGCUGGCGGACGGCAAGCGCGUCACGAUGGGCCGCGGCCACGACAACAACGUGUGCAUUGCAGACGUGUCGACAUCACGAUGCCAUGCCACGAUUCGCUUCAGCGAGGGCAGCUUCAUCCUGGAGGACAACAAUUCCAAGUUCGGCACGCUGGUUUCGAUGAAGAAGCCCCGUCUGCUGGAUGCGGGCGCGCCGCUCUCCAUCCAGGCUGGCCGAACUGUCCUCAGUAUUUCGGCCGCGCUGGAGCCGCUGGAGACUGUGCAGGAGGAUGCGUUCCUGCCCUCCGAGGGCGCGCGCUCGAUGGAGGAGAACAAUGCAGCUGCCUGAGCGAAGAACUCAGGACGGCCUGUGUGACACAUCCCCUGUAGCUGAAAGUGCGCACAUAUUGAUCGCGCAGUCAUUUGAAGCAUUCUCCUAUGCGAGGAUUCUUAGUUUGCCUUGUGGCGUUUUUCUUCUCAACGCGUAGUCAUUUUGUGCGUUUUAGGCAUUGCAUGAACUGUUUGGAAUCGAGAGCAGUUGCGGGAGUUGGGCGCGUCCAUUGCGAAAGCUUUUCAACAGUGUCGUUCAGGCAGGCUCUGAUGAUACACUGGGCUUUCUAAACGCAGCUCGGGCCGCAUAACGCCUUGUCUGCACUCUGCGCCGUGUUCUCCUCACCAUCCACCUUCUCUGCCAACUGCUCUUCGUCCUCAC
Molecule: messenger RNA, 942 nt
Organism: Prorocentrum cordatum
Lineage: Eukaryota; Dinophyceae; Prorocentrales; Prorocentraceae
Source: the annotation of a GenBank genome assembly